UAGUGUCAGAGGCAAGAUUCAAAUGUAUGCCUCCCUGACUCUAAGUCCAGCUCUCCAUCACUCCAUCCACUAUGCCCCACUUGCUUUUCUUGAAGCAAUGUGUGUGAAAGCCUUGUGCAAACUUGUGCAGGGAUUGAUUCAUUCAGAAAAAUAAGAACAGUGCGACAGUGGCCAUCCCAUGGAGCAUAUAUGGGGUAGGCCUGGAACUCUGGCUACUUCUAGUAACACCUAGGCUGGGGCCUAGGGACAAGUGCUCUGAACUGAAGGACUUGGCACUUUGGGUUGAUAAAAGCCAGUCCUGGGUGGUUCCUUGGUCUCUAGGAGGAUAGCAAGUUGCAUCAAAGAGGACUGGCCACUGAAACAGGAAGAACCACCCGCUCAAUAGACUUUAAAGGUCCGCCCUGUAUAUAUGCCUCUCCCUCCUUCAGCUCUUCAGAACUUGUGGCAAACAGCUAACUCUUUCUUUCUCUUAGGGAUUUCCCAUGUGUUGGGUCCUGGGGGUAGAGUGUGUCACGAGAGUUAGAGAUGCCCGGAUGUGGACUCUGCUCAGCCUUGCCACGUGGUGGACAGUGGACAUUGGUGGACUGUGUUCUUUUGCCACGUAGGUGCCUGGCUUGGCUUGGAGUAUUGAGCCUGCAUCGUUAACGGGGUUUGGAUCCUCCGGACAUGCCUACACAGUAGGAGGACCCAGUAGAAGGGCUUAUUAGGGUGUGGAACAGGAGGUAGGGGGUCUUGCUUCCUUUGUUUGGCAAGCCUCUUAGCCUUGGCUUGCGGCUCGGGGAUCCGAGCCGGGAAGGAGGUCAACCCAAGAUAUGUAAUCGGAAGGCAAUAAAAUACCUGUACAACUAAGUCUGCUGUGUCGGAUGAAUUGUUGAGAACUGUUGACCGUGUUGUGUAGCUGGUCUAAAGAACAAAACUCUGUUCCAGUCAAGAGGACGUAAGAGGACAGGGCUGGACAUCAUCUGGAGGCGUCCGAAGACCUUGAGGCUAGGAGAGCCAGAAAAGUCGGUGUGGUGACUGAACAGAGAUCUGGAGAUGGAAGUCUCCAGCCUCGGAGGCAACAUCAUGCGUUAGAGCACUUGGAAGCUCUUGGGUUCCUCGGGCAGCACCAUCUGAACUAUGAGAGGUGGCCCUACAGAUCACAGACUCUUGGAGAAAUCAGACCUGUUGGCCCAUUUCACAGAAAAGCUGCCACCCGAGUCUCCCAGUGAACCUUCACGGGAGGAGGAGGAGGCAGGGCCAAUGCCAGAUCCUACCCAGUCACCCGAGGACCUCAAGAGAAAAUGGGAGGAAGAAUUGGCUAAGAUCAAGUUGAUCUGUGGUGAGAUGGCAUACCAAGUUGUGGAGAAGCAUAUGACCCUGAGCUCCCAGGAUGCUAUGCUGGAGGAUCAGCAGGGCAGGCUGUCAUCUCUGGAUGCCAGGGUAUGUGAAUUGGAAGAGACACGUCAAUGGCUGGCAGAGCAGGUGGCUGGGCAGCAGGACAGGAUCAUGGAGGGGAAGGAAGCUUAUGACACCCUGUGGGCCCACACUGGCCACCAGGAAGGGGCCUUGAGACAGCUGGAGGAGGAAGGCCGUGAGCUGGUGGAAAGGCUGAUCCAAGUCAAGGUGCAAGCAGCCGAGGCCCAGAAUUAUCGCAAUGAGCGUAUUGAGAGGGUCAAGCAAGCCAGGGUUUCCAAGGAGCUGAAGAAGGCAGUGAGGAGGACAGUCAACAUCUCUGAGACCCUGGACCCUCCAAGCAUUGCUGAGCCCCCUGCCAAUAAGCAGGAGCUCUUGGUGGUUGAAGCCUAUGAGAAACAGUGGAAACGCCCCUUCAGGUCAGCCUCCGCCACGUCCAUGACCCUGGCCCGCUGUAUGGAUGUUAUGAAGGGGCUGCUGGAUUUUAGGAAGAGAAGGGGUCACUCCGUGAGUGGGGCCCCUGAAGCUCGAUAUCCAAGCAUUCGUGUCUGUGGGGUCUCCUGUCUCCCAGCCAGAGCCCAGGACAUCCAGGAGGCCCACUGUUCUGAGGUCAAUGCCGUCUGCUUCAGUUCCAACAGCAGCCUCCUGGCCACAGGCGGGGCUGACCGGCUCAUCCGCCUCUGGAAUGUGAUUGGAGGCCGCCUGGAAGCUGAUCAGAUGUUGGAAGGGGCUGGUGGGAGUGUGACCAGCCUUGAGUUUGAACCAUCGGGCUGCUAUUUGCUAGCAGCGACUUACAACAAAGCUGCCCAGCUCUGGAAGGUGGGCGAGAGCCAAUCCAAGGAAACAUUGUCUGGACACACAGACAAAGUGACUGCGGCCAAAUUCAAGCUGACCCGGCAGCAGGCAGUGACUGGAAGCCGGGACCGGACUGUGAAAGAGUGGGACCUCAACAAGGUGUCCUGCUCUCGAACUCUCGACGGUCUCUCCUACUGCAACGACGUGGUGUGUGGAGACCACCUCAUCAUCAGUGGUCACAAUGACCAGAAGAUUCGUUUCUGGGACAGCAGGGUCCCACGAUGCAUACAGGUGAUUCCUGUGGAGGGAAAGGUCACCUCUCUCAGCAUCAGCAAUGACCAGAUGCACCUCCUCAGCUGCUCCCGGGAUGAUGCCCUUAAAGUCAUUGAUCUUCGGGUCAACAACAUUCGCCAGGUCUUCCGGGCUGAUGGCUUCAAGUGUGGUUCAGACUGGACCAAAGCUGUGUUCAGCCCAGAUAAAAGCUAUGCCCUUGCUGGUUCUGCCGAUGGCGGCCUCUACAUCUGGAAUUUGGAGAGCGGCAAGCUGGAGAGCAGCCUCUAUGGGCCGCACAGUGUCUCCAUCAAUGCAGUAGCCUGGUGCUAUGCUGGAACACAUGUUGUUAGCGUGGAUCAGGGGAAGAAGGCCGUGCUUUGGAGUUAGGCUGACCUGGCCAGCACCUGCACUGGGAGCCUCCUCCUUCUACCUCUGCCUCUCCUCCUCCAUAGUAUUGGAUAAGUUCUGGCGGGUUCCAGAGCCUGAGAUACCAGGGAGGUGCACCGAGGACAGAACUGGGGGAAGCUUUGUUGGGUCUGGAGGGAAAGGACUGUGUCCUAUCUUAAGUCAUCCAUCUUUGUGAACAUUCAAAGGGAAAGGGGUGGGUUUUUUUCUGCAUUAAACUUUAUAAAAUAAACUUUUUUUAUUAAUA
Phascolarctos cinereus (koala) is the source of this 3115-nucleotide messenger RNA. The record is from RefSeq and is a predicted model, not a curated record. Lineage: Eukaryota; Metazoa; Chordata; Mammalia; Diprotodontia; Phascolarctidae.